Armigeres subalbatus is the source of this 638-nucleotide messenger RNA. RefSeq lists its product as uncharacterized. Gene Ontology annotation, cellular component: extracellular matrix. The transcript is spliced from 2 exons. The record is from RefSeq and is a predicted model, not a curated record. The coding region runs from base 1 to 537 and encodes 178 amino acids. Lineage: Eukaryota; Metazoa; Arthropoda; Insecta; Diptera; Culicidae.
AUGAAGAUUACGAUAAUGAUGAUCUUGGCUCUUGUGGGCUUCGUUUCCGCGUAUCAUCCAUAUCAAAGCGAAAGUGUUAGUGAAUACAAUUUCAAAACCAUUCACGAGAUUCCCGACAAGAAGCUGGAUGACGAGCUGGAAGCCAAAUUAGCCGGUUUAAACAAAAUGCUCCACGACUAUCAGAUAGAGCGGAAGACGGAAGUGAAUGUGAAGUCCGAAGUGCAGGAGAAAGAAGACGUUUCUCAGGAUAAGGCCCACAGCUACGAGUUUGGAUACGGCGUGAAAGAUCCCAAGACCGGUGAUAGCAAAGAUCAGUGGGAAAAACGGGUCGGGGGAAAGGUCAAGGGAGUGUACAAGUUUGCCGAAUCGGAUGGUACGCAGCGGAUUGUGGAGUAUGAGGCGGAUGAUAAGAAAGGAUUCGAAGCGAAGGUGAUAAAUGUGGCUCCCGAAGAAGGCAAGGAAAAAACGAAAGAGGUUGGGAAGGAAGAAGGAGAAGCAGCUAAAAGUUAUAGCUAUCUUAAGAAAUAUUUUCAUUAGGGUAAUAGGCUUAUACUAACUAAAAUCUCGCUCAACUUUUAAAAAGGACCUAAGUAACAUUUAUUCAUGUACUAAUUGGAAUAUUGCAAUCAACAGACCAA